Messenger RNA from Halteromyces radiatus, 955 nucleotides. RefSeq lists its product as uncharacterized. Lineage: Eukaryota; Fungi; Mucoromycota; Mucoromycetes; Mucorales; Cunninghamellaceae. Gene Ontology annotation, molecular function: nicotinamide-nucleotide adenylyltransferase activity; ATP hydrolysis activity. Gene Ontology annotation, cellular component: nucleus; cytoplasm. The transcript has a single exon. The record is from RefSeq and is a predicted model, not a curated record. The coding region runs from base 24 to 869 and encodes 281 amino acids.
UUUUUUUUUUUUACAAAAACAAAAUGUCUAUUGUCAACAUUGUGCGGUCUAGAAAAGAAAAUUUGGCAAGUUUACUUGAUAAACAUUCUUCAUCCAAAUUUUUCUUGACUUUUGGUCCUCAAACAAAGGAAGGUACAUGGGCUCUUACACAACGACAAAACAAUCAUCCUUCUCCCUUACGUUUAUUGAUACUCGAUUCUUCUUUCAACCCACCCACCAGAGCUCAUCAUGCUUUAUUGUCAAACACAUUGAAUCGACAACGCAAAGACUUUGACGCGGCUCUUUUACUUUUGUCAUCUCGGAAUGCAGAUAAACAAUUGAAUGGAGCUUCGGUUAUGCAACGUAUGCAAAUGAUGGAAAUAAUAGCAAGACAAGAUGAAUUCAAACAUUUCCCGGUAUAUGUUGGACUUACUUCGGAAGCGAAAUUUGUGGACAAGGCAAUGGAAGUACAACAUUGGUAUCAACAACAACAUACGACGACAAGGAAUGUAGACAUGGAACUACACUUUAUUCUUGGCUUUGAUACUGUCACUCGAUUGUUCGAUCCAAAAUAUUAUCAUCCUCUCUCUGUACAACAUGCUCUCGAUCCCUUUUUUAAAAAUUGUUUUCUGAUAUGUGCUGAUAGAUCAGGUAACAAUGAUGAUGAUGAUGAUGUUAGCAACUUUUGGAAUUCUUCUCUUGUUCGCGGUUAUGCGCAUAGAAUGACUCGUAUAUCUUUGGAUAAUCAAGAUCUAACUACCAUAUCAAGUACAUUGGCUAGACAGGCGGCAGCGACGGCAGGAUUAGAACCACAAAGUCGAUUGGAACUGAAACGAUUUCUGGAUGAAGAUAUUGUGAAUUAUAUUUUGGAUGAAAAAUUGUAUCAAUAGAUUGUAUUAUUAACGAUUAGUAUAACGUGUUGAUUAUUUGUGUAUAUAUAAUAAAAUAAAAAAGUGGUUUAGAAAACGGUUUUGGC